CCCUAAUGACACGUCAGUGCUCAAGCGCCAGCCGACCACAUGCUCAGCUCAAGCUAACAUCAAGUUCACACAGUCGCCAGUAAUUAUGUUAAAGAAAAGGUAUGGCAGACACGGAAUUAAAAAGCUUCACUUCCAUCAUGGACGCUCUGCUUCGUAUUAGCUCCAACAUGAAGAGCAUGGAGCAGGAACUGCGUUGUCCUGUCUGUGAUGACACAGUGAAGCAGCCCAUCCUGCUGCCGUGCCAGCACAGCGUAUGCUUGCUGUGCGCGGCCGACGUCUUGAUACAAAGGGGGUUCCCUCCGCCUGACCUCCCCCCUGAGCCACGGUCGCCGGCCUCCACGCCCAACACCCGCUCGCCGCGUCAGCCGCGCAGACCCGUGCCUCGGACACCGGACCACCUGGAGCGCGUUCUCAGAACCGUAUGCAGCACAUACCCUGGGCGGCGGCGUAGGGACACGGCCCCUCCCCCCAUGCUGUUCCCGUGUCCUUCUUGUCAGGAGGAUGUCGAGCUGGGCGAGAAAGGCCUGACGGACUGUCCCCGCAACCUCACUCUAGAGCGCAUUGUGGAAAGGUACAGGCACACGCUGAGUCUGGGCAGCAUAGCCAUCAUGUGCGCUUUCUGUAAGCCUCCACAUUCUUUGGAAGCCACUAAGGGCUGCGCCGACUGCAAAGCCAACUUCUGCAAUGAAUGUUUCAAACUCUACCAUCCCUGGGGGACCCCUCGAGCUCAGCACGAACACAUCCUCCCCACCAACAACUUUCGCCCAAAGGUGCUGACGUGCACGGAACACGAGCAGGAGCGACUGCAGUGGUACUGCUGCACCUGCCGCAGGUUGCUGUGCCCGCUUUGUAAGCUACGCCGCAUCCAUCAGGGCCACAAAGUAUUGCCGGUCACACAAGCCUACCAGGCCCUCAAGAAUCAACUCACCAAGGAAGUCAACUACAUCCUGGCCAACCAGGAAACCAUACAAAGUCAGAUCACACAGUUGGAGACAGCUUUCAAACACAUGGAGGCCAACAGUGCUGUAGCUCUCAGUCAUCUGAGCCGCUGCAUGCAGGAUCUAGCGGCGUCCAUAGCUGAGCGUCAGAGGGUAUUGUCUGUGGCCCUGGAGGGUUCACAUGGCUGCAGGGAGGAGGCGCUGUCUGGGCAAGCGUCUGACAGGCGAGACAUGCUGGAGAACGCCGGCAUGAUGGCCUACACUCACGAGCUCCUCAAGGAGACCGAUCAGCCAUGUUUCGUGCAAGCAGCGCGAAUAACUCACAACAGGCUGGUGAAGGCCAUCGCAAAUUUGCAGCGCUUCUCCCUAUCUGCCGAUCCCUCAUUCAAACACUUUCACUUGGACGCAACAAAAGAGGUCAAGUUCAUCAACAGCUUGGAGUUCAUACGUGCCCCUCUAGCCCCAGUCAUCGACACUCAGAAGACGUUGGCCUACGACCAGCUCUUCCUGUGCUGGCGCUUGCCUCAGGACUCAGCCCCAGCCUGGCACUUCUCUGUCGAGUACCAAAGUCGGACGGGUGCAUCCGGAGACACUUGGGGCGGCACCCGAUCCCCCAACUCUUCAACUGCGUGGCAGAGACUGGACGAAGUGCGAGGGACGAGUGCCAUCGUAGACCAACUGCAGAUAGAUAGCGUUUAUGUGCUGAGGGUACGAGGCUGUAACAAGGCCGGCUUUGGAGACUACAGUGAGGAAGUGUACCUCCGCACGCCACCAGCUCCUGUGUUGUCUUUCUCGCUGGACUCUCGCUGGGGCUUGCAUUCUGACAGACUGGCGCUGGGCAAGGGUCAGACAUAUGCCCGCAGCGUGCCGGGCCUGUCCCUGCUGAAGGUUGCUGACCGCACGCUCACCUCCUGCCACCUGACCGCCGACCUCCUGGUGGCUGACCUGGCCGUCUCUCAAGGCAGGCACUACUGGGCGUGCUCGGUGGAGCCCGGUUCCUACCUGAUUAAGGUUGGAGUAGGACAGGAGGUGAAGCUUCAGGAGUGGUUCCAUCAGCCACAGGACAUGGCCAGUCCACGAUAUGACCCAGACAGCGGCCAUGACAGCGAGGCAGAGGACGGCCAGGACUCGCCCGCCUUCUGCUUUCUCACCAUGGGCAUGGGCAAGAUCCUUCUACCCCGAAGCCAUGCACAGACGAAUGCUAAGCUCGCCCAUCCUUACACGACACCACUGCCACCAAGACUAGGCGUGUGCCUAGACUGCGACGAAGGAAGAGUGGCCUUCUAUGACGCUCACUCCUUACGCAUGUUGUGGGAGGGCCAUGUGGACUGCUCAGCCCCCGUGUGCCCUGCCUUUUGUUUUAUUGGCGGUGGUGCCCUGCAACUGCAAGACCUGGUGGCCAGUCGGAGCAUCGAGGAGGAGGCACCACCACGGAGGGUGAUCAUCAAAACUUGUGCAACCAGUCGAAGAGCUGUUGAAAGUAAACAGUAACUGAUUAGUGAUCCAUUGUUCGAAUGGCUUGUCAG
Molecule: messenger RNA, 2464 nt
Organism: Syngnathoides biaculeatus (alligator pipefish)
Lineage: Eukaryota; Metazoa; Chordata; Actinopteri; Syngnathiformes; Syngnathidae
Gene: trim46a
Product: tripartite motif containing 46a
Exons: 14
Coding region: 102-2429 (775 amino acids)
Molecular function (GO): protein binding; zinc ion binding
Source: RefSeq, a predicted model, not a curated record